GCUUCCUUGCCGAUCCUUCUGUUCUGAUACUGGUUCUCAUGCAUGUUUCAUUCUGCCCAGGUGUCAGCAAUGUUCAUCCUACUUCCCCAGCCACAUUGCCAACCAACCAUUUAGAAGCCAGCUCUUCCCACUACCUCAACCCUGCCCAGCCCCUCUCUCCUCUGAGGGGCACCAUAGGACUGGGCAGAAUCCUCGAGCCUGGGUACUUGGGCAGCAGAGGCCAGUGGGACAUGAUGAGGCCUCAGAAAGGGAGCAUAUCUGGGGAACCAUCUUCAGGCUCCCCCAUGUACCAGCUUAACUCCAAACCCACAGGGACUGACCUGCUAGAGGAGCACCUUGGUGAAAUCCGGAACCUGCGCCAGCGCCUGGAGGAGUCCAUCUGCAUUAACGACCGCCUGCGGGAGCAGCUGGAACACAGGCUCAGCUCCACUGCCCGCGGAAGCGGACCCACCUCUAACUUCUACAGUCCAGGCCUGGAGUCCACACCUCAGCUCUGCAAUGAGAACAGAGUCCUUAGGGAAGAAAACCAGAGGCUUCAGGCUCAGCUCAGUCAUGCUUCCAGAGCUGCAACACCAGAGAAACAGCCCAUAGACAGUGACAGAAACAACGUUCAACAGAUACAGAAUCUUACAAGUCCUAAACAAAGGUCCUGGAGCGACGCUCCACAGUGUUCGGCAAACAGCAGGCAGAACAAGGCAGCAAUCUUCACUACUCGGUGA
This is a messenger RNA of Lagenorhynchus albirostris (white-beaked dolphin), 719 nucleotides long. RefSeq names its product myomegalin. NCBI's taxonomy places the organism in Eukaryota, Metazoa, Chordata, Mammalia, Artiodactyla, Delphinidae. The record is from RefSeq and is a predicted model, not a curated record. The transcript has 4 exons. The coding region runs from base 39 to 719 and encodes 226 amino acids.